GGGAGAGGAGAAAUGAUGCGAGGGAGGGGAGGAUGUCAAGUUGGGCAGAAAUUAGGGUGGGGAAAAAGAGGAAAAAAUGAGAUGGGGAAAGGACGUGGCAGGUAGGACCAGGGCUGGAGGGGGUGAGAUGAGGGUAUUGUGGGACUCUGUGAUCCCAGACAGAGAGGGGGUCGGUGCUGACGGGAGGAGAGGAGAGGUAGCAUGUGAUGACGGGAGGGCAUGGCAGGGGCGGGAGGGGUGGAGGACCUGCCCUAUCUCAGCUCCCCUCCCUGACCUCAUGCUGGUCCUCCCCUUCUCCUCCCCCUGCUCGCUGCAGGCUCCCUCCUUCUCACUGCCGCUGGCUGCCCAGAUCGACGGGUUGCGCGGCUCAGUGAACCCCUGCUGCAGGGAACAAGCAAGGGACAUCCAGGGAGCUCAGGGCUGCCAAGGGGAGCCCACCCUGCCCUGCCCUGAGGCCCGCUCCUGAGGCUGGGGACAGAACAGGUGCAGAGGCACUGCAGCCGCUCACUGCCCAGCCUCCUGAAUGAUGCCAAGCCAAUGUUCCCUAAUCUCCAACCUGGCCCUCCUGGUGCUGCUGGGCACAGUCAGAGCAGGCCCUUUCUCUUCACGCUCCAAUAUGCCACUUCCAACUUCACGGCCCCCUCCUCAGCCAGGGGGCCGCACAGCGGAGCCAAGACGGGGGAAGCCCUCUUCUCAGCUUUAUGAGCACACUGUGGAAGGAGGGGAAAAGCAGGUGGUGUUCACCCACCGCAUUAACCUGCCCCCUUCGGCUGUCUGUGGCUGUCCCCCGGGCACUGAGCCCCCUGUCCCGGCUUCAGAGGUACAGGCCCUAAGGGUUCGACUAGAGAUCCUGGAGGAGCUGGUGAAGGGGCUCAAGGAACAGUGCACUGGGGGAUGCUGUCCUGUUGCUGCCCAGGCUGGCACAGGCCAGACAGACAUUCGUAGUCUCUGCAGUCUCCAUGGUGUGUUUGACCUGAGCCGCUGCGCCUGCUUCUGCGAGCCAGGCUGGAGUGGGCCCACAUGCUCGGACCCCACAGACGCUGCGGUGCCCCCUUCCUCCCCACCCUCAGCCUCCGGAUCUUGUCCAGAUGACUGUAACGAUCAGGGGCGCUGUGUCCUUGGUCGCUGUAUGUGCUUCCCUGGCUACACCGGCCCCAGCUGUGGCUGGCCCUCCUGCCCCGGGGACUGCCACGGCCGCGGGCGCUGCGUGCAGGGCGUGUGCGUGUGCCGGACAGGCUUCUCGGGCGACGACUGCAGCCUGCGCUCCUGCCCUCGAGGCUGCAGCCAAAAGGGGCGCUGCGAGGACGGGCGCUGCGUGUGUGACCCCGGCUAUACUGGCGAGGACUGUAGGGUGAGGAGCUGCCCUCGAGGUUGCAGCCAGAGGGGGCGCUGCGAGGACGGGCGCUGCGUGUGCAACCCCGGCUAUACUGGCGAGGACUGUAGGGUGAAAAGCUGCCCCCGGGGCUGCAGCCAGAAGGGGCGCUGUGAGAACGGGCGCUGUGUCUGUGACCCUGGCUAUGCUGGCGAAGACUGCGGCUCGCGGAGCUGCCCGAGGGACUGUGGCGAGGGUGGGCGCUGCGUGGAUGGCCGCUGCGUGUGCUGGCCCGGGUACGCGGGCGAGGACUGUAGCACACGGACGUGCCCACGCGACUGCCGGGGCCACGGGCGCUGCGAGGACGGCGAGUGCAUUUGCGACGAGGGCUACAGCGGGGACGAUUGCGGCGUGCGCAGUUGCCCCGGGGACUGCAACCAAAGGGGUCGUUGCGAGGAUGGCCGCUGCGUGUGCUGGCCCGGGUACACAGGGCCCGACUGCGGCGCGCGCGCCUGCCCGCGCGACUGUCGGGGCCGUGGGCGCUGCGAGAACGGCGUGUGCGUGUGCAACGCGGGCUAUAGCGGCGAGGACUGCGGCGUGCGCAGCUGUCCUGAGGAUUGUCGCGGCCGGGGCCGUUGCGAGAGUGGCCGCUGCGUGUGCUGGCCCGGGUAUACUGGCCGGGACUGCGGCACGCGGGCCUGCCCUGGCGACUGUCGCGGGCGCGGGCGCUGCGUGGACGGCCGCUGCGUGUGCAACCCGGGCUUCACGGGAGAGGACUGCGGGAGCCGUCGGUGCCCCGGGGACUGCCGCGGUCGGGGCCGCUGCGAGGAUGGCGUGUGUGCGUGCGACACAGGCUACGAGGGAGAGGACUGCAGUGCGCGCAGCUGCCCUGGAAGUUGCCGAGGCCGCGGCCAGUGCCUAGACGGGCUCUGCGUGUGCGACCACGGCUACUCAGGCGACGACUGUGGCGUGAGGCGGUGCCCGCGCGACUGCAGCCAGCGUGGCGUGUGCCAGGACGGAGUGUGUGCCUGUUGGGAGGGCUACGCCGGAGAGGACUGCGCCCUCCGUACCUGCCCUUCCAACUGCCACGGGCGCGGCCGCUGUGAGGAUGGCCGCUGUGUGUGCGACUCAGGCUACACCGGACCCUUCUGCGCUUCCCGCAGCUGCCCCGCCGACUGCCGGGGCCGUGGGCGCUGUGUGCAGGGAGCUUGCGUGUGCCAUGCGGGCUAUAGCGGCGAGGACUGUGGGCAGGAAGAGCCUCCCGCCAGUGCCUGCCCGGGGGGCUGCGGGCCCCGGGAACUGUGCCGAGCCGGCCAAUGUGUAUGCGUCGAGGGCUUCAGAGGCCCUGACUGCGCCAUUCAGACGUGCCCUGGAGACUGCCUCGGCCGGGGAGAGUGUCGUGAGGGUCAAUGCGUCUGCCAAGACGGCUAUGCAGGGGAGGACUGUGGAGAAGAGGUGCCAGCCAUUGAGGGCAUGAGGAUGCACCUACUGGAAGAGACGACAGUUCGGACCGAGUGGACCCGGGCUCCCGGCCCCGUGGAUGCCUAUGAAAUUCAGUUCAUCCCCACGACGGAGGGGGUGAGCCCCCCGUUCACGGCGCGGGUGCCCAGCUCUGCUUCAGCCUAUGACCUGAGAGGACUGGCCCCCGGUCAGGAGUACCAGGUCACCGUCCGCGCCCUUCGAGGGACUAACUGGGGCCCUCCUGCCUCCAAGACCAUCACCACCAUGAUUGAUGGCCCCCAGGACCUCCGGGUAGUAGCCAUGACUCCAACCACGCUGGAGCUCAGCUGGCUGCGCCCCCAGGCCGAGGUGGACCGAUUUGUGGUGUCCUAUGUCAGUGCUGGAAACCAGAGGGUGCGGCUGGUAGUGCCUUCUGAGGCCGACGGGACUGUGCUGACUGACCUGAUGCCAGGCGUGGAGUAUGUGGUGACUGUCACUGCGGAGCGGGGCCGGGCAGUAAGCUACCCUGCUUCCGUCAGGGCCAACACAGCACCAGGCCACUACAGUUACCCGGAGGUGCACUCCCCAGCCCUGUCCCCCAAGCCCCGUCCUCGGCCGGCCCCGGCCCCGGCCCCGCGGACCCCGCGCCCAGCUCGGCCCACUCGGCCCACUCGGCCCCCUCGGCCUGCAGAGGAGCGGCAGGAGGAGUCUGGGCCUGGGCCUAGCCUGCCCCAGCCCUCUCGGCGGCCGUGGGGCAACCUGACGGCCGAGCUGGGCCGCUUCCGCGGCACGGUGCAGGACCUGGAGCGCCACCUGCGGGCUCACCGCUACCCACUGCGGGCCAACCAGACCUACACGUCGGUGGCGCGCCGCAUCCACGAAUACUUGCAGCGGCGUCUGGCGGCGGUCGCCCCCGGCUCCCCCGCACCCUCGCCCGUCCGCUCCCACCCCACCACUAGCCCCGACUCUGACCAGGGCAUCUACGGCCUCUCGCCGGAAGGCGUCAAUGGGGUGGCUGCAGCCCGCCACCCCAAGCCUGAGGUGCUGGGCAGUUCCGCUGAUGGCGCACUACUCGUGUCCCUCGAUGGGCUCCGCGGCCACUUCGAGCGCGUGGUGCUGCGCUGGCAGCCCCAGCCGCCCGCAGAGGGCCCCCUCGGGGAGCUGACUGUGCCGGGCACCACGCGCACCGUCAGCAUACCCGACCUCAGGCCUGGCACUACCUACCAUGUGGAGGUGCACGGGGUGCGGGCAGGGCAGACCUCCAAGUCCUACGCCUUCAUCACCACCACAGGGUCCUUCCCCUCGGGCCUCUUGGGGGCCACUGAUGAGCCUCCUCCCUCAGGCCCUUCAACGACUCAAGGGGCUCAGGCCCCUGGCCUGCAUCAGCGCCCCCAGGAGCUGGGAGAAAUGAGGGUGCUGGGCAGAGAUAAGACAGGGCACCUGCGCGUGGCCUGGACGGCCCAGCCUGACACCUUUGCCCACUUCCAGCUGCGCCUACGGGUGCUUGAUGGGUCACGGGCACAUGAGGAAUUACUGCCAGGGGAUGUCCGCCAGGCUCUGGUGCCCUCACCACCUCCUGGAACGCCCUAUGAGCUGUCACUUCGUGGGGUGCCCCCUGAGGGCGAGCCCUCUGCCCCUCUCAUCUACCAAGGCAUUAUGGACAGGGAUGAGGAAAAGCCUGGGAAGCCCUUGGUCCCACCACGCCUGGGAGAGCUGGCAGUGACAGAUGUGACUCCCAACUCCCUACUCCUGCACUGGACGGUCCCCGAGGGCACGUUCGACUCCUUCAUGAUCCAGUACAAGGACAGGGAUGGGCCCCGGGUGGUGCCAGUGGAGGGGCCCCAGCGCUCUGCCCUCAUCACCAACCUGGAUAUGGGCCGCAAGUACAAAUUCAUCCUGUACGGGCUUGUGGGCAAGAAGAAGCAUGGCCCCCUAGUGGCUGAAGCCAAGAUUGUGCCUCAGAGGGUUCCCAGCCCAACGACUCCACCCCGCCUGGGAAUGCUGUGGGUGACAGAUCCCAGCCCGGACUCGCUGCACCUCUCCUGGACUGUCCCUGAGGGCCAAUUCGACUCUUUUGUGGUCCAGUACAAGGACAGGGAUGGAAGGCCUCAGGUGGUACCUGUGGAAGGACCAGAGCGCUCGGUCACUGUCUCCCCUCUGGACCCUGACCACAAGUACAGAUUCAGUCUGUUUGGGAUUGCCAACAAGAAGCGGCAUGGCCCGCUCACAGCUGACGGCACCACUACCCCAGAGAAGACAGAGGAGCCCCGCCACCCACAGCCCCCCGUACAGCCGCUGUUGGGGGAAGUGACUGUGACUGGCUCGACUCCAGACUCCCUGCGCCUGUCCUGGACGGUGGCCCAGGGCAACUUUGACUCCUUCCUGGUCCAGUACAAGGAUGCACAGGGGCAGCCCCAGACAGUGGUGCGCGUCGGGGGCGAGGAGAGGGAAGUCACCGUGCGGGGCCUGGAGCCGGGGCGCAAGUACAAGAUGCACCUGUAUGGCCUGCAUGGGGGACAGCGCGAGGGGCCCGUGUCCACCGUGGGCGUGACCGCCCCUGAAGAGGAGUCCCCUGCCAGCCCCGCUCUGAAGCCACAGCUGGGAGAGCUGACUGUGACAGAUGCCAGCCCGGACUCCCUGCGCCUCUCCUGGACCGUCCCCGAGGGACAGUUUGACCACUUCCUGGUUCAGUACAAGAACGGGGACGGGCAGCCCAAGGUGGUGCGGGUGCCAGGACACCAGGACGAGGUCACCAUCUCGGGCUUGGAACCAGACCACAAGUACAAGAUGAACCUGUACGGCUUCCAUGCCGGCCAGCGCCAGGGCCCCAUCUCCACCAUCGGUUUCACUGCCUCGGGAAAGGACCAAGAAGUGACCCCAACCCCAACAGACCUGCCCACCAUGACGCCCCAGCCUCCCAUCAAGCCGCGCCUGGGGGAGCUGGCAGUGACUGACACCACCCCCGACUCCCUGCGCCUCUCCUGGACUGUCCCCGAGGGACAGUUUGACCACUUCCUGGUUCAGUACAAGAAUGGGGGCGAGCAGCCCAAGGUGGUGCGGGUGCCGGGACAUCAGGACGAGGUCACCAUCUCGGGCCUGGAGCCUGAUCACAAGUACAAGAUGAACCUGUAUGGCUUUCAUGGUGACCAGCGCCAGGGCCCCGUGUCUGCCUUCGGGGUGACAGCUCCCCAGGUGGAUGUGGGUGACACCCCCUUCCCCACGGAGCCCAGUACUGAGGCCCCAGAGGCCCCCGAGAAGCCCAUCCUGGGGGAGCUGAUGGUGACAGGAUCCUCCCCCGACUCCCUGCGCCUCUCCUGGACCGUCCCCGAGGGGCAGUUUGACCACUUCCUGGUUCAAUACAAGAAUGGGGACGGGCAGCGCAAGGUGGUGCAGGUGCCAGGACACCAGGACGAGGUCACCAUCUCGGGCCUGGAGCCAGACCACAAGUAUAAGAUGAACCUGUACGGCUUCCAUGGUGACCAGCGCCAGGGCCCCGUGUCUGCCAUCGGGGUGACAGCCUCCCUUCCCACAGAGCCCCUGGUGGCACCCCGCCUGGAGGAGUUGGCUGUGGCAGCCGUGACCUCGGACACAGUGCACCUCUCAUGGUCGGUAGCCCAGGGAGUCUUCGAUUCCUUCCUGGUCCAAUACAGGGAUGUACAGGGGCAGCCCCAGCCCGUGGGUGGAGACCUCCGCGAGGUCACCAUCUCGGGUCUGGUCCCAGCACGCAAGUACAAGUGCCUACUCUUUGAACUCCAGGAUGCGAAAAGUCAUGGCCCACUUUCCACAGAUGCUAAGACCCUCCCAGACACAAAACCUUCUCCUCGCCUGGGAGAGCUGACAGUGACAGGCGUGACCCCGGACUCCGUGGGCCUCUCGUGGACGGUCCCCGAGGGGGAAUUUGACUCCUUUGUGGUCCAGUACAAGGACAGGGAUGGGCAGUUCCACGUGGUGCCUGUGGCCAGGGACCAGCUAGAGGUCACCAUCAGUGGCCUGGCGCCCAGUAAGAAGUACAAGUUCUUGCUCUAUGGGCUGGCAGGCAGGAAGCAGCUGGGCCCCAUCUCUGCUGACGGCACCACAGCUCCCUUGGAGAAGGAGCGGCAGCCCUCGCCCCACCUUGGGGAGCUGAUGGUGACGGAUGAGACCCCAGACUCCAUGCGCCUAUCAUGGACCGUGGCCAAGGGCCCCUUUGACUCUUUCGUGGUCCAGUAUUGGGACACCGAUGGGCAGCCCCAGGCCUUGCUCGUGGGUGGUGACCAGAGCAAGGUCCUUGUGUCAGGCCUGGAGCCCAGCACCCCCUACAAGUUCUUCCUCUACGGCCUCCAUGAAGGGAAGCGCCUGGGACCUGUCUCCGCUCAGGGCACCACAGGGUCAGCUCCUGCCGGUCAGACUUCAGGAGACCCAGGGCCCCGCCUGUCCCACCUGUCUGUGAUGGAUGUGACCACCAGUUCCCUGCGACUCAACUGGGAGGCCCCACCCGGCGCCUUUGACUCCUUCCUGCUUCGUUAUGGGGUCCCAUCACCAAGCACUCUGGAGCCGCACCCACGUCCCCUGCUGCAGCGGGAGCUGACAGUGCCGGGGACGCGGCGCUCAGCCGUGCUCCGGGACCUGCGUCCUGGGACCCUGUACAGCCUUACGCUAUAUGGGCUGCGUGGGCCCCACAAGGCCGACAGCGUCCAGGGCUCCGCCCGUACCCUCAGCCCAAUUCUGGAGAGCCCCCGUGACCUCCAAUUCAGCGAAAUCGGGGAGACCUCAGCCAGGGUCAGCUGGAUGCCCCCACCGUCCAGAGUGGACAGCUUCAAAGUUUCCUACCAGCUGGCAGAUGGAGGGGAGCCACAGAGCGUGCAAGUGGACGGCCGAGCCCGGACCCAGAAACUCAAGGGGCUGAUCCCAGGUGCUCACUAUGAGGUGACUGUGGUCUCCAUCCGAGGCUUUGAGGAGAGUGAGCCCCUCACAGCCUUCCUCAUCACGGUUCCAGAUGGCCCCACCCAACUGCGUGCACUGAACUUGACAGAGGGAAACACCGUGCUGCACUGGAAGCCACCUCAGGCUCCUGUGGACACCUAUGACAUCCAGGUCACAGCCCCAGGGGCCCCGCCUCUGCAGGCCUCAGCCCCGGGCAGCGCUGUGGACUACCCCCUGCAUGGCCUUAUGCUUCACACCAACUAUACAGCAACUGUGCAUGGCCUUCGGGGCCCCAACCUCACCUCUCCAGCCAGCAUCAUCUUCACCACAGGGUUGGAGGGCCCCUGGGACUUGGAGGCCAAGGAAGUGACCCCCCGCACAGCCCUGCUUACUUGGAUUGAGCCCCAAGUCCCACCGACUGGCUACCUGCUCACCUACGACACCCCUGGUGGACAGAUCCAGAGUCUGCUCCCAGGAGGGGUCACUUCUCACCGGCUCCUGGGCCUGUUUCCCUCCACCACCUACAAAGCAUGGCUCUGGGCCAUGUGGGGCGAGAGCCUCGCGCCGCCCGUGUCCACUUCCUUCACCACAGGUGGACUGCGCGUCCCCUUUCCCCGGGACUGUGGGGAGGAGAUGCAGAACGGGCCCGGCACCUCGAGGACGACCACCAUCUUCCUCAAUGGCAACCGCGAGCGGCCCCUGAACGUGUUUUGUGACAUGGAGACCGAUGGGGGUGGCUGGCUGGUGUUCCAGCGCCGCCUGGAUGGACACACAGACUUCUGGAGGGACUGGGAGGACUAUGCUCACGGCUUUGGGAACAUCUCCAGCGAGUUCUGGCUGGGCAACGAGGCCCUGCACAGCCUGACAAAAGCUGGGGACUACUCCAUGCGUGUGGACCUGCGGGCUGGGGAUGAGGCGGUGUUUGCCCAGUAUGACUCCUUCCGGGUAGACUCAGCUGCUGACUACUACCGCCUCCACCUGGAGGGCUACCAUGGCACAGCAGGGGACUCCAUGAGCUACCACAGUGGCAGCGUCUUCUCUGCCCGUGAUCGAGACCCCAACAACUUGCUCAUCUCCUGCGCUGUCUCCUACCGAGGGGCCUGGUGGUACAGGAACUGCCAUUAUGCCAACCUCAAUGGGCUCUACGGGAGCACAGUGGACCACCAGGGAGUGAGCUGGUACCACUGGAAGGGCUUCGAGUUCUCCGUGCCCUUCACGGAAAUGAAGCUGAGACCCAGAAGCUACCGGGCCCCCGCCUAGGGAGGCCGAGCCUCGGAUCACCUCUCCCGCCCACGGAUGACUGUGGAGCACUGAAGGACUGCGAGGAGAGAAGAGCCAGGGGCCCCCUUCACCGACCAGCCACCUGAGGAAGCCUCUACCCGCGAUCUCACAGCAUUAUGUUUACAGGGGGGAGGGAAGGGGUUUGUGCGGGAGCAAUAAAAGGAAAAACUGAGGCACCAGA
Molecule: messenger RNA, 9116 nt
Organism: Hipposideros armiger (great roundleaf bat)
Lineage: Eukaryota; Metazoa; Chordata; Mammalia; Chiroptera; Hipposideridae
Gene: TNXB
Product: tenascin XB
Biological process (GO): regulation of cell adhesion; neuron projection development
Molecular function (GO): protein binding
Source: RefSeq, a predicted model, not a curated record